Brachypodium distachyon (stiff brome) is the source of this 2814-nucleotide messenger RNA. Its product is annotated as HIPL1 protein. The record is from RefSeq and is a predicted model, not a curated record. The coding region runs from base 660 to 2594 and encodes 644 amino acids. Lineage: Eukaryota; Viridiplantae; Streptophyta; Magnoliopsida; Poales; Poaceae. The transcript is spliced from 6 exons.
ACAGGGGCCAGGGGGGACCUUUGACGCGAGCGGCGGUCUUGAUUGUUGAAGGCCACUUGGCAGACGCCACUUGUCGCCAGUUCCCCGCUUCGGUUCUGCCCUGCCUUCCUUCAAUCCUUCCCCCUCCGGCCUUCCGAUUCGUCUCCUCCCCGGCCACCUUGCUGCCCCAGCCCAGAUGCCGCCGCUCCGCUACCGCUCGUGUCUCGUGCGGCGUUGCCUGUGUUCCAAUCGCGUUCGACGACCUACUAUACGCAGAGAGGAGCGGCGCGGGGCUGGAUCUCGCUUCUGCGGCCGUCGUCGGCGCCAACUGGGUUGACGUCCUCGGCAGGCAGGAGCUCGUUGGUGCCCAGCAUGGACAGGCGCCCUUCAGGGGGCUCCUCUCCUCCCAAGAGCGCUGUCGAAACCACCAUCAGAACCAACCCACCGACCUAGGGUUCAAUAAGGGAACUAGUCUCCCUUGACAACAAAUCGAUGGAGGUGGCGGCGGUGUCCGAGAUGCGGCUGCGUGGUCGAGGGCGAGGUAGAAUCUUUCCUUCUCCCGUUACCUGACUGGAUUUCACCGAACAGGUUGUCCUAGUAUAGGUGGCCGAUGCCAUCUAAUCUCUACAAGUUUGCAGAAGUGCAAUCUCUUCUCGGCUGAUCUGUUUGACAUAGGAUCUAUGCCACGUACAGUUCCGCUCCUCUGCAGUUCUUUAUCAGCACGAAAUUCCUCUCAACCUGAGCACCCCAUCUACAAUUAUGAGGAUUAUUGUGGGAAAGUUUGGAAACAUUGCAAAAACACAGCAAUGUCUAACUCUCCUUUCCAGUCUUUCGCACCAACAAAGGUUGGGCUUACUGGUUCGUCUUCCAUGCUUACUGAUUUUUGGCAAUCAGAAAAAGACUUCUGUGUGUCUCUUUCUGGCACACCAAACAAUCAGUUUGUAUGCUUCAACGGCCAUGGGGUCUCAUUUAACACUAGGAGGAACAAUUCACCAGCUCCUAAUGCGAUCUGCCUUGAGAAGAUCGGUAAUGGAACCUAUCUUAACAUGGUUGCUCACCCUGAUGGGUCUAGCAAAGCCUUCUUCUCCAGACAAGAUGGGAAGAUAUGGUUGGCCACAGUUCCUGAACAAGGAAUGGGAGAUGGCCUACAACUUGAUGAGACGAUCCCAUUUCUUGAUCUCUCAACUGAAGGUCACCUCAGUUCGGACCUUGGACUCGUGGGUGUGGCAUUUCAUCCCGAUUUUGUAAACAAUGGACGCUUCUUUGUUUCAUAUAUUUGUGAUGGAACUCAGUCAUCCAACUGUGCUGGUAGAUGUUCAUGUGAUUGUGAAGUGGGGUGCGACCCUUCAAAGCUCGGCUCUGAUAAUGGUGUUGACCCUUGCCGGUACAACCUACUUAUCUCAGAGUAUUUGGCAAAAGGGUCAUCAUCAACCUUUUCCGAGGCAACAUAUGCCGAUCCAUCUGAAGUUAGAAGGGUCUUUUCAAUGGGGUUGCCAUAUGUUUCUAACCAUGCGGGUCAGCUUCUUUUUGGACCUACUGAUGGAUACCUGUACUUCUUCACCGGAAAUGGUGGAAUUAGGGGUGACCCCUUCAACUUCUCCCUGAAUGAAAAAUCGCUUUUGGGAAAAAUCUUGAGGAUUGACAUUGAUGAGAUUCCAGAGAUGGAUGAAGUUGCUAACAAAAGCUUAUGGGGUAAUUAUACCAUUCCAAAGGACAAUCCCAAUUCUGAUGAUAGUAACUUAAGGCCAGAGAUUUGGGCCAUCGGUCUUGAAAACCCAUGGCGCUGCAGCUUUGACUCCUCAAGGCCUUUCCACUUGUACUGUGCAGACGAUGGCCAGGAACAAUACAAAGUGGUAGAUUUGAUAUCCAAGGGCGGAAACUAUGGGUGGAGUGGUGCGUAUGAUGGCCAGCAUGUUCAGUACCCACCGUGGGCAACUCAAGGAACCAAACUAACAAAUGGCACCACCUUCCCAAUAAUGGGCUAUAAGGUUCCUUCUACCGCCGAAUCAGCAUCGAUAGUUGGUGGGUAUGUGUACCGUGGGUCUGCCGACCCUUGCUUGUAUGGAAGGUACCUAUUUGCUGAUAUGUACUCAUCUGCCAUGUGGACUGGCACGGUUAACACCGAUGGCAGUGGUAAAUAUACCUCUGCUUCCAUCCCGUUGAGCUGUUCUGAGAAGACACCAUUUCCUUGCGAUGGGUCAACCAACAGCCUUCUCGGCCGAAUACUCUCGUUUGGUGAGGAUAACAAGCAAGAUGGCUUCUUCUUGGCAAGCCAGGGUGUCUACCGGAUUGUCCAGCCUAGCCUUUGCGGCUAUGCUUGUCUGACUGAUGCAACCUCGAAACAAGCGACAGCUUCUGUUUCCGGUGGUAGUCAUGGAUUGGCAACAAUUCUAAAAGUGCUGAUUGCUGUGGCGUCACUUUUCGGCGGAGGAGCUAGUAUUUAUUUUGUUUGGAAAUGUUUCUGCAAUAAUUCAGCCAUAUGCUGCAAUGACAUAGAGACUAUGCAGGUAACCAAUAACACCACCACGCGCGGAGAUAGACCUUUGGCGACUGCAACCAAACCUGGUGCUGUUGAAUUGGCUGUUACUAGGCCUUCAGAGCAUCGUGGUCGCUAGUUGCUUUGUCUUCACAUCGUGUGCUAGCUGUUGUGUUCAUUAAUGGAACCACACGUUGUAUAUAUUCCACUGGCCAGUUUUCUUUGAGUUCUUUCUACACUGUUUGCAAGAAACAUCUGAAGAGUUAUGUAACUAUAUAUGGAAGUUGAAAUAUGAACAUCAUACUUCAGUAUUUUAACGUCUUAAGACUUUCUGCCGUGGGUAAAACACGGUUCAAGUA